Morone saxatilis (striped sea-bass) is the source of this 5431-nucleotide messenger RNA. RefSeq names its product complement 4B (Chido blood group) (gene c4b). Lineage: Eukaryota; Metazoa; Chordata; Actinopteri; Moronidae. Gene Ontology annotation, molecular function: protein binding; endopeptidase inhibitor activity. Gene Ontology annotation, cellular component: extracellular region. Gene Ontology annotation, biological process: complement activation. The record is from RefSeq and is a predicted model, not a curated record.
CAAAACCUCAUUUAAUCUGAAGUCUGUGUCAGUGCAGGCAAAGAAAUAGGAGCUGCACAAUGAAGUGCCACAUCUUUUUUAUGCUGCUCCUGAUCUUGACUAAGGAAUCAGAGUGUUCAUCGGACAACGGAUUCUUCAUCUCAGCCCCUGGAGUGUUUCAUGUGGGUGUAAAUGAGAAAGUGUUUGUCCAGAUGGGAAAAUCUCAUCUUAAUCAGACUGUUUCUCUUCACCUGGAGCAUAAAACUGGUAUUGUGUCUGCGAAGAAAACUGUUGUGUGUGCUACGGAAGGGGAGAUCAAAACAGUGGAGCUCAUGAUAGACAUGGAACAUAUGUCAAGUUUUUCUCAACAUCGAGACCGUAUGCACCUUAUGCUGGUGGCAGAGAGCCCCUCCUUCCUUCACAGGAAGCAAACCAGGGUCCUGGUAUCAAAUCACAGGGGCAAUAUCUUUAUUCAGACUGAUCAGCCAAUCUACAACCCAACACAGACAGUGAACUACAGGAUAUUCACUCUUGACCACACAUUCAGGCCUCAUGAGGGAGUGUUCCAGAUAUCAAUUUAUAAUGCUGGUGGAAAAAGAGUAUUCAACUCUCUUAAGAUUGCAAAGGGAGGAAUAUUCAAAGACAUAUUUCACAUACCUGAUGUCUCCAAAAUGGGCACAUGGAAGAUUACAGCACACUAUGAAGAUGAUGAAGCCAAUGCUGCCUCCCGAGAGUUUAAAGUCCAAAAAUUUGUUUUACCCAGUUUUGAGGUGAACAUCGCAAUGACGCAGAGGUAUAUUCUGUUAAAUGCUGAACAGUUUGACUUCACCAUCUCAGCCAAGUAUUCACAUGGUGAGAACGUUAAAGGGGCUUACCACUGCCAAUUUGGAGUGGUAGAAAAAGGCCGUGGUAAAACAACGAAGCCUGUCUUUAUCCCGGGAGUGGCGUUGACUGAUUCGGUCGAGAAUGGAACUGCAGCAGCUUCUCUCCGGAUAGCAGACUUAAAUAUGCACCUCCAAAAAAAGAACAAUGAAACCCUCUCUGACUUGCAGAAAAGGGGAUCACAAAUCUACUUGGGAGUAUUUGUCACCAACAUACAAAGUGGUGAAAUACAAGAGGCAGAAGUUUACCUUCCUGUCAUCUCCCACAAAUACACCAUAGAUCUGUCUCGAACCCGCUCAUUUUUCCUUCCUGAAUAUCCACUAGACGUGGUGGUGGUUGUGCGUCUCCCAGAUGGCUCCCCAGCAGCUGGUGUGCCAGUAAAGAUUGAUGUACCAGUAUCUUCAGAUAAAUCUUGGCAAGGCACCACUGACCAGGAGGGGGCAGUCUUUACUGUAUUUAAUAUUGGAACUACAGCUCAGAUCACUGUUGAAGUGUCUGCAGACGGCCUUCAGCAAAGGAAAGUAAUUCAACGUGCUUCAUCUCCGAGUAACAGCUACCUUUACCUGAGCAUUACCAACAAGAUGUACUCUGUGGGCGACUCUCUAACUGUAGUUUACAACACCAAUGGCCAGAAAGAUGGGUUUAUAUACUACAUGGUCUUAAGCCGUGGGAUCCUAAUAAAAAAGGGUUCUCUCAGAAUGCAUACUACAGUUAGUAGAGACAACCUGCAGAUAACGCCUGAUAUGGUGCCAUCUUUCCGUCUGAUUGGCUACUACUAUGACCAGCAUGGUAACAUCAUUGCUGACUCGGUGUGGGUAGAUGUCAGGGAUGAAUGUGGGGUAAACGUCAAGGUGGAACAAAAGGCAGCAUUUGUACCAGGAAAACACGCUGAACUACGAUUUGAUUUACAUGGUCAGAAUGCCAGAGUGGCUUUGCUGGCUGUGGAUAAAGCCAUCUACGCUCUAAAAGCCGAUAAUAGACUCACAGCCAAACAGGUGUUUUCCUCUAUGGAGUCAAAUGACCUUGGUUGCUCAUACAGUGGAGGAUCUGACCCUGCGUCUGUACUAAUAGAAGCUGGCCUGUCUUUUGUAUCUCAGUCCCAAUCGAAGUGGAAAAGGGAGCUUGGCUGUGAUUCACAAUCUGCACGACAGAGACGUUCUGUAGACCUUCAACAGGAAAUGAUUACCUUACAAUCCAACUUUACUGAUGAAAAGUUGAAAGAAUGUUGUGUUCAUGGGUUUUCUCUCAUCCCUAUGAGACGAACAUGUCAGGAAAGAGCGCAGAGAGUCUCUCUGGUGGAAGCAAAUUCUUCUUGUGCAGAUGCUUUUUUAAAAUGCUGCUUUGAAGGAGAAAGACUGAGACAACAAAAGAUACAAGAGGAUGCCCAGAAAGGACUUGGCCGGACUGCUAGCACAGCUAUCAUUGAACAGUUCUUCUUGGACACGGCUGCUCAGUACAUCCGACGAUAUUUCCCCACAAGCUUUGCUUUCACAGAAUUUGAUGUGAAUGGGAAGGGAAGGUACUCUUUUGCUGUACCUGAUUCCAUCACCACGUGGGAGAUUCAAGUUGUCACUUUAUCUGCUGCCACUGGUUUCUGCGUAGUUAAGCCGUCUGAGUUCAGAGCAUUUAAGGAUGUGUUUGUGUCUCUAAAACUGCCUUACUCAGUGAAGAAAUAUGAGCAACUAUCCAUUGCGCCUGUUAUCUACAACUAUGGCUCCAGCGAACUACAGGUGGCAGUUCAUAUGGAACAAACUGAGGGACUUUGCUCCCCCAGUUCAGCCUCCACUACAAGUUUUGUUAACAUUACUGUGGAGCCACAAUCUUCCCAGUUUGUCUCCUUCUCUGCUGUCCCCAUGGUAACCGGCUCAAUACCCAUCAAAAUACGUCUCUACGAUAUGGAGAAGGACUGGGGAAUAGAUGCAAUUGAGAAGACUUUGAAUGUGUUGACAGAAGGACUACAACAGAGAGAGGAAGAAACCCUGGUGUUUAAAUUAGAUGGGACAAACACUAAGAAUUUCACUCUUGACGGAUCUUUACCAAAUGACAUAGUCCCUGACUCCAUCUCCAAUAUUUAUAUUUCAGUGGAAGGGGAUGGAUUUGGCCGUUCACAUGCAAGGAACCUUCUUUCCUUUGAGAAGGUUGCUGGCUUGAUCGUACUGCCAACAGGAUGUUUAGAACAGACAAUGGUACGGCUAGCCCCUACAGUUUCAGCUCUCCGCUACCUUGACCUGAGUGACCAAUGGUUUGACCUGCCUGCUGGUACCAGAGAUGAUGCUCUUAAAAUAAUUGAGAAAGGUUGUAUGAGGAUUUUAACAUUCAGGAAACGCAAUGGAUCUUAUGGAGCAUGGGGUUCAGUGCCAUCUAGUACCUGGGUGACAGCCCUUGUAGUGAAAGUGCUAUCGUUGGUGGCAGAGCGUCAAACUGUGGAUUUUGGACAGCAGGGCAAGAUGGCUAAGGUUGUAACAGAAAAAGAGAUCAGUCACACAGUCAGGCACUUGCUGACAGUGCAGCAGCCUGAUGGGUCAUUCAGUGACAAACAACCAGUGCUGCACAGAGGAGUUCUGAAAGGCAUAGAUCAAGAAGCAUUCAUGACAGCUUUCAUAACUCUUGCUCUGCAACGGUCCCUUCAAUUCCUGGAAACUGAAAUGAGAAAUUAUGCGGGAAAAACAAUUUCAAAAUCAAUAGCAUACCUCCUGUCACACUUUGAGGAGCUUCAGCAUCCCUAUGCUGUUGCCAUUACAGCCUACUGUCUUUCAGUUUGUCAACCAGAGGGAACGGAUCUUUCAUCUGUCUGGUCAAAACUUGAAGGACUGGCUACUGAAGGGAAGAAUGGUUGUUAUCUGUGGACAACUAAUGACAGCCCAGAGAAUCAGAAGUUUGCAGAUGUCAUUACAGUAGAGACGACAGCCUAUGCCCUCCUAACUGCAGUGGAACUUGGGCAUAUCACGUGGGCAGACAAAACAGUCUGCUGGUUAACCACCCAAGAAAACUAUUUUGGAGGCUUCAAAUCAUCCCAGGAUACCAUCAUGGCAUUGGAAGCCCUUGCAGAGUAUGAGCUAAAGAGGUCCGUCAGUCCUGAAGCAAAUUUAAUAGCAGAGUUCUCAGUCCCAGGAAAGAGUGAUAUUGUAAAGCUUGAACUGGAGAAAAAGAAGGACAGAGUGGAAACAGACCUUAAGAAACUUAAAGGAAACAACAUUGUUGUGCAAUUGACAGGAAAAGGCGAUGUCAAGCUAAAAGUUUUAAAGGCUUACCAUCUACUGGAACCCAAGAAUGAUUGUAACCAAGUGUCUAUCAGCGUCACAGUGGAGGGGAAAGUGAAGUACACUGCUAAGGUCAUAGAAAAUUAUGAAUACUAUGAUGACUAUGGCAACAAUGAGGAUAUAGAGACACGGGUGCCACGAUCAGCGAUUGAGUGGUUUGAUGCCCGCACCAGAAACAGAAGAGAUCUUGAUAACAACUUAAAUUCAGACAAGACUGUCACCUACAGAAUCUGUGUCAGUCAUAGCCAGAACCGAAAGCUCACAGGAAUGGCCAUUGCUGACAUCACCCUUCUGAGUGGAUUUGAGGCUUUAACUACAGACCUGGACAAGCUUAAACAGCAACCGGAACAAUACAUUGCCCAUUAUGAAGCCUCCUAUGGAAGAGUGCUGCUCUACUUUAAUGAGCUCUUUGAAAGAGAGGAAUGCAUUAGUUUUGAUGCUAUACAGAGAGUACCAAUUGGCCUUCUCCAGCCUGCUCCAGCUGUGUUCUAUGAUUAUUAUGAACCAAGCAUAAAGUGCACUGUGUUCUACUCCGCCCCUCAAAGAAGCAAGAUGGUCUCCAAACUGUGUUCAGAGGAUGUGUGCCAAUGUGCAGAAAGACCCUGUCAUAAAAUACAAGAUACAUUCCAAACACGACCUCAAAGUAUCACAAAGAGUGUCCGUUUACAACAUGCUUGCUUCUCUUUACAACAUGCUUGCUUCUUCCCUACAGUAGAUUACGCAUACCUUGUUGAAGUUGUCAGUGUUUCUACGAAGAGCAACUUUGAGCUGUACAAAAUGAAUGUAAAGGACGUACUCAGAUCAAAUGGAGAUUUCCUUGUGGGUGAGGAUUCUGUUCGAGUGUUUGCUAAGAGACGUCAGUGUAAAGGACAGCUGGACUUGGGAAAACAGUAUCUCAUCAUGGGCAAAGACGGAUCAACAACGGACUCAAAUGGAAUGAUGCAGUAUUUGUUGGAAUCGAACACCUGGGUUGAAAGAAUGCCUUCAGAAAAAGAAUGUAAAAAAACUUUACAAAAACAAGCCUGUAACGGUUUUUUUUCAUUUACAGACGAGUACAAGAUUGAUGGCUGCAGACAGUGAAACAGGAAUCUGUUUCAUUUAACUUUUAUUGUCAGUUUAGUGCAGCUCAGUUAUUGUAGUUUCCAAUGAGAUGCACAGUCAUCAUCUCACAGUGUUGAAAGCUCUCUUAUUUUUACUGUUUAGUCAUGACAGCAUAAAGCAUAUAAAAAGUCAUUUGAAACUUUAUUCCUUGCAAUGUAACCAGUGUAUAUAAUAAAAAAAACACCUGAUAAUGGUGUCUGGCAAAUGUC